AUGCCAGCUGAUCUACUUAUCGAUGAGGCAGACGAUGGUCCGCGGGGUCCAUUCAUCGGGGAAGACGUCUUCCUCUGCAAACCGUACCGCUGUCGAGGCAAAUUAGUGUAUGAAUCCAAUUAUCAAAUGGAUGCCUGCAUGGGUAACGAACUAUUCCUAGCCUUGUUUAAAACUACAGCCCAAAUCCGCAGAGCCACCAAGUUUGAACCAAAUUGGACAUGGGAGCAUAAUUUUGAUCCCUCGUUCAUCGAACCAUGCUUACCCAAUGUACUGGAUCAUUCUGCGUCAUGGGAAGAAAUCUUCUCGAAUAAUCCUCCGAGCGUAAACGGAAACCACUUCAUUAAGGAAAUUUUUGUUAACGACCGUCAUACGCGAAAAGCAGACCCAGAUAAUUCGGAAGCACCGAAAAUCGUCGAACCACGGCAGAAAUUUCAACGAUUUCGUGAGAAAAAGUUCAUCUGUGACGAGUGUGAUAGGUCAUUUACAAUGAAGCAAAAUGUUCAACAGCAUUUUUUCCAGAUAUUUAAAACAAUAGAGAAAGCUCAAAGGCAUGAAGCACGUUUGCAUGGAGAAAGAGCUGCACCAAAUGUCUUCGUCUGUCAGCACUGCAACAAGGUAUACAAUGCGCACAGUCAAUUGAGAGAACACAUAGAUGUUGUGCACGAAAACCGUCGACCUUUCAAAUGUGAGCAAUGUGGCAUGGAAUUUGGUCGUGCAGGAGGACUUCGUCGUCACAACAUGAUGGUGCAUCAGCAUAAGAAGCAUGCAUGCCCCUACGAAGGAUGCAGUCAUCCUGGAUAUAAAUGCACUAAAGCGUUAGCUGCUCACAUUCGUUCUGUUCAUACACUUGACCGGCCAUUUUCCUGCCUUUUCUGUGAGAGAACAUUUGUUCGCAAGAAUGAUCUGAAAGUUCAUGAGUUGACUCACUCAUCACAGUGCGAGUUCUUGUGCAGCAAAUGCAACAAUUCUUUCCGUCGACUAAUUUAUUUACAAAAGCAUGAAAAACGCUGCUCAGGUGGAGGAAAGAGGCGGAAACCGGCGAUAUGUGAGCGAAGAAUCUACAGUAAAAUCCACUCGACUCAUCGGAAACGAAGAAGUUCGGUGAGCACUGCGUUUAUUCAACGGGAUAGUAUUAUGUGUACUACAGCAAACGGCUAUGCCACAAGGGCUGCCUCUAGGACUCUAGACGAAAAGAGCUCGUGGGUGUGCGAACAUUUACACGCUUGA
Molecule: messenger RNA, 1227 nt
Organism: Haemonchus placei
Lineage: Eukaryota; Metazoa; Nematoda; Chromadorea; Rhabditida; Trichostrongylidae
Source: the annotation of a GenBank genome assembly